CAUCGAGUUCCAUUGUUCACAAUCUUUUUCCUUUCUUUUUCUUCUUCUGUCGAUUCUCCUCUCCCCUUAGAGUCCUUCGUCCUCCUCAUCCUUGAGAAUCCCCUUGUUGCUGUUGCUGUUGCUGUUUGCUGCACUUGCUCCUCCUUCCAACGUAUAAUACAUAUACGAUGUUGUUAUCGAUAUAUCGUAUUUUCAUUCUCACUGUUUCAGUCGUUCUCGCUCAAUCCAGCGAUUCCCUCUUGGGUCCUCCUCAAACCAAUGGAACUUGGAAAGCAGGUCACGUCGCUGUGUAUGUUGAUCCUCAUGUCAUCAUCUACGGCGGUACAGACAGUGACAAUCCGACCACCCCCGUUCAUGGCUCCACGAGUUUGUGGGCAUGGGAUUCACGCAAUGGGUCGUGGUACCAACCUCAAGCACAGACAAUGGCCACCAUGUUACCCCAAGUGUUCUUUGGAGCAACCAGUUUACCGAGUUCAGGACAAUUACUAGCCAUCGCCAGCAAUACCACUCAAGGAGGUUCAGCUGGUAUGCUUCAAAAAUUGGACACCAACAGUUGGACGUGGAGUUUUCCUUCGUUAUCCGUCGACCCACCCGCUCGAUCCACAGGAUUCAGCACACUCAGAGUGAACAAUACCAUCUACACAUAUGGAGGAGUCGCCGUCGAUGCCAACGGCAUGCCCAUGAGCAAUGCCGUUCUCAACAGUCUCAAUCUCAUGGACGCCAACACAUUUCAAUGGACCACGGGAAGUAACGGAGCCGGUAUCACCGACCAUUCAACUUGUUACUUACCGGCUUGCAAUUGUCUGGUGACUUUUGGAGGAACGGCCACGGGAAAUCCAAACGACGCCACUCAAAAUGUACAUAUUUACGAUUUAGCACGCAAAGGGUGGAGUUUGCAGGUUUCCGUAGGCUCAGUCAAUGGAGCCAUGCCGGGAGCUCGUCGAUUACAUACGGCCACUUGUCUGAAAGAUAAAAUGAUCGUCUUUGGCGGUGGUACAGGCCAGCCUUAUGAUUCCGAUGUGUGGGUAUUAGACGCCACUCGUUACCCAACCUUGACCUGGGAACGCAAAGACAUGGCAAAUAAAAGUAACGGACCCAAUUCACGCAUGGGUCAUUCCGCUGUUCUUGACGAAAAAAAAGAGAAAAUCUAUAUUUAUGGAGGAUGGGGGGUGAGUGCCAAUCACGAUACAGCCAUGUACGUUCUUGACCCUGUCGCUUGGAGUUGGACACGCGUGACGACGACGGGAUAUUCACCAGACGGCCAACCUUCCGAUCCAAACCCCCCUUCGCCAUCAUCACAAACUGGUCAUAAAUCAAACCAAGCAGGCAUUAUUGCCGGCUCCGUCAUCGGUGGGUUGGCUGCUCUUGGAGCAGCGUUGGGAGCCUUCUUUUUUAUUCGACGAAAACGACGACAAAACAACAACAACGACGACAGUGUUGUCGAAAAAGUCGACAACUACGAUGAUCACUAUGGAUACGACAAUUACUAUUAUAACGAACAACGUCACUCUUCGGGCAAAAUGCACGCCAACGAUUACGUGUCGAAUGACAGUAAUACCUUGCUCCCGUAUCCCUAUAAACGCACAUCAAAAGCAUGGACGAACCAUUCCCGAGAUUCUUUCGGUCGACCGGCCGAGAUUGGUGACACAGGUCGUGUGCGUUCAGCAACGCUGGAAAUGAUUCCUGGUCCACGUCACCCAAACCCGAAUGACGCACGAGCCAGCAAAGAUUCAUUCCGAGUCAGUAAAUGUUUGCUCAUGCCACCGCCCUUGCUCGAUGACAAUGCACAAGGGCAAGUACCCAAUGAAGUGACGCAUCAAAAACCAAACGAAUUUUCCGUACCUGCCGCGAAAUUUGCCGCACAGCACAACCCGGAAGUCUCAGUGAAGCAUUACACAACGACGAGUCCCACGUCGCCUACCGCCACAGACGCUGGAGCCCCACUUAGCUGUAGCAUGGAAGUUUUGCGAAGUAUCAAAACAAACGACAGUGCACUCGUGGCAGGACCGCGUACCACUCGUGUUUUUCACACCGCAUCGUCGUCGUCACCCACCUUGGAAGUGGAAGAAAGACCCGAAGACGAAGAUAAAUGGACCAUUCCAGAUUCAAUGUCACUCAAUGUCAGUCCUCCCACCGCAAUACAAUACAUCCCAGCCAAUAAACAGUUUAGUAUUGCCACCACUGCCACCGAAUCGGCCAGCGGCACCACCUGGAACCAGAAAGGCACCAAAUCGGCUGUCCCUCUCACGCAUCAUCAAUACCCAUCCUCCAACGUCAGCGUGCCUAUGGCGAGACCUGUUACACCGCAUACAAAUGACGUGCAUGAAUUACCCACGAACGGUUAUCCUCCUGGUCACCCCAACGAUGUCAGUCUCUACGAAUCGGUGAGUCCGCUCGAAAUGUUGGCUACCUUGGGGCGUUCCAGUGGCAUAGCGGCUUCCUCAUCAGAACACAGCGAGCAGCACAGCUCUGUUUACGAAGAUCGUCAUGUGUCUCCAAACAUGACACGGAGCACGACGACCAAAGAAUCCUCUGUCACUUCCAGUCAAGACGCUUCCGAUAGCACCACACGCAGUCGAUUGGCUGCUGUUGCACCACUGAUCAGUAUGAUGCCGCGCCUUUACAAGAUGGACACUUUGCGUGCACCUAUCCUGGGCCCUACGAACAAAAUUCUGUUUGUGUACAAACUGUCUUCUUCGACUAAUACAGAUGAACCGAGUUCCCCUGGCUCCAAGGCUGUCAUUAAAUCAUUUGGACGACGUGAAGCAUGGGAACGCGAAUGCCGCACACUGACAAAACUCAAUUCGAGAUACGUUGUUAAACUGCUCGAAGUAUUGACCAUUGAGGACGAAAGCAUGCGCGGGCAUCAGCCUUCAUCCAAUGGAAGGGCGAGUUACAAACAAGGCGACGAUGAUCAGCAUAUCCAUUAUGUCACAGCAAUGGAACAGCUCGACGAAACCCUGGCGACCGUUCUUCGACGAGCACGACAUGAGCCCGAAGCGUGGACAGAUCAUGUGAAACGUUCCAUUGCACGGAAUAUUGUCGAAUGCUUGGUCUGGUGUCAUUCUCAAUACAUUGCAUUCUGUGAUUUAAAACCAAGCAAUAUCAUGCAUAAUGUGGGCCAACCAUGGAAAUUGAUUGAUUUUGAAGCCUGUCGUACCAUUGGCGAAGAAUGCGUCGGCGUCAUCACACCACGUUAUUGCCCACCGGAAGUGGCAAGAGCAACCACCUACGGUCUUGAAGGUGCCAAUGGCGUUGUGGCUACAGCCAGUGUCGAUCUUUGGGCACUUGGCUGCGUCAUUUAUGAACUGGAAACCAAACAACCCUUAUUUGCAAACAAUAUCAAGGAUGAGACAAUCCUCCACUUUAUAUCCCAUCCUGCACCAUCAACACCCAUUUUAAAUAACGGUUUACGAUGGAACGAUGCCAUGGAACUAGAAAUUCCGCACCUUGAACGACAAAUUCCCAAUACCCUUACUCGUCGCCUCAUACAAACCCUUCUCAGUCGCGAUCCAUCCGAUCGCGGAUCAGCCCACCAAUUACUGGACCAUCCAUACUUUCAGGUCUAGGCACUCAAGUCAUUUUAUUAGCCAACCAUUUGAUUUUUCUUUUUUGAUUCCAUUCCCCUUUUCUUUCUUUUCUUUCAGUUUGUGCUUUUGUUCUUCAUUUGUGAUUUCUCUGCAACCAUCAUCAGCGUAAAUAGUAUAUCAACUUUAAAUAGUGCUUUAAUCUUGCAGAGAAGCGUUUGUGUAAUGUUAUGCUAGUUUAUCACCAGCUUUUACCAAAAGCUUGGGCUGCGGAAUUUUUGAAUUCGUGCAUGACUGUGACUGUUUACUUAAUUUAGUGGUCAUGCAAGGCGCCAUCGAAAACGCCAGAACACCAACCCCCCCCCCCCAAAAAAA
This is a messenger RNA of Radiomyces spectabilis, 3902 nucleotides long. RefSeq lists its product as uncharacterized. The record is from RefSeq and is a predicted model, not a curated record. Gene Ontology annotation, molecular function: ATP binding; cyclin-dependent protein serine/threonine kinase activity; protein binding. Gene Ontology annotation, cellular component: nucleus. NCBI's taxonomy places the organism in Eukaryota, Fungi, Mucoromycota, Mucoromycetes, Mucorales, Radiomycetaceae. Bases 168 to 3569 code for a protein of 1133 amino acids. Gene Ontology annotation, biological process: protein phosphorylation. The transcript has 8 exons.